Molecule: messenger RNA, 1621 nt
Organism: Microdochium trichocladiopsis
Lineage: Eukaryota; Fungi; Ascomycota; Sordariomycetes; Xylariales; Microdochiaceae
Product: domain of Kin17 curved DNA-binding protein-domain-containing protein
Exons: 1
Coding region: 239-1303 (354 amino acids)
Biological process (GO): DNA replication; DNA damage response
Cellular component (GO): nucleus
Molecular function (GO): double-stranded DNA binding
Source: RefSeq, a predicted model, not a curated record
UGGGACUCCUCCCGACAUCUUUCUUCACGUCAACCGUCAUUCUCACGCAACGGGCCACCAGUGCACCGGUCAGACCCAUCCAAAAACAUCUCUCUCUCUCUCUCUCACCGCUCGGCUGGUGAUAGUCCUCGCGGCGGCACACCUCUGCCCAGCACGGAAACUCACUAGGCAACGAAGCCGCCCGACCUCGCGCCUCGAAACGCGGACACACACACAUACACACACCUCUCUGCCCAACAUGCCGAAAGCAGAGAUCGGGUCGACCAAGUACCUGGCGAACAAGAUGAAGUCCAAGGGCCUGCAGCGGCUGCGGUGGUACUGCCAGGUGUGCGAGCGGCAGAUGCGCGACGAGAACGGGUUCAAGAUGCACACGCAGUCCGAGUCGCACGUGCGGCAGAUGCUGGUGGUCGGGGAGAACACGAAGAAGUUCCUGGGCGAGUACAGCGAGCAGUUCAAGCGGGACUUUGUGCAGCUGCUGCGGACGAGCCACGGGGAGAAGCAGGUCCAGAUCAACCACUUCUACCAGAGCUACAUUGCCAACAAGGAGCACGUGCACAUGAACGCGACCAAGUGGCCGAACCUGACCGAGUUUGCCAAGUACCUCGGCCGCGAGGGCGUCUGUCGGGUAGAGGAGAUUGAGGGGAAGGGCCUGCAUAUCGCCUGGAUCGACGACUCGCCGGACGCGCUCAGGAGGAGGGACGCGAUCAGGAGGAAGGAGAUGCAGGACAAAGGCGACGAGGAGCGCGAGCAGAGGAUGAUCAGGGAGCAGAUCAAGCGCGCGAAUAGAGAGGCUGGGGCACGGGGAGACGCCGCGGACAAAGAUGGCGAUGAAGCAGCGGUGGAGGAAGAGGAGGAGGAGCAGCAGCAGCGGCGGCAGAGGGAGCUGAAGCGUGAGGAGGGCGCCGAGAAGAUCAAGUUGUCGUUCGGCGCGAAGCCGGCAGCCAAGUCGUCCGACUCGACGCCGACAACAUCCUCCGCGCAGGCGACGCCGGCACCAACGAAGGAGGCAGCCGACAAGCCGAAGGACGAGGGAAAGGCCGCGCCAGCGACCGAGAAGCCAGCAGCUGCCGCGCCAAUCAGCAUGAAAAUCACCGCCAGACCUCAGACGAAGAAUGUCUUCGCGGCAGCAAAGAAGAACAACGCGCUUGCCGGAGGGACCAAGAAGCCCUCAUCAGCAUUUGAGCAGCCCAAGAAGAUGAGCGAGGCAGAGCGCAUCAUGAAGGAGGAGAUGGAAAGGAAACGCGGGAGAGGUGCCGCAGGGUUUGGUGGUGGAGAGUCUCACAACAAGCGCCCGAGGAUGUGAGUCUAUCUUAUCGGGCCUCAACAUAUUCUCCUGUUAUCCUGGGACAUAUUUAGCGAAGGCGUUCACGGAGAUUGUUCAGCUUGAGGGGUAUCUUUUUAAAUGGUUGCCGGGCGUUGGGUUGCCGGAUUCCCCCAGCAGUGUAUGCAUGGUGCGCCAACAUCAUUAUGAUGGAGUGGCUGUUUCCACAACGACAGCCACACAUUCCAAUGCAGCGGCCUUAAUCUUCGAACCAUUGCAAGAAUGGAAGACCCCAUUUGAGCAUUGCGAUCCGAGCCACGAACCUGAAUGCUUGCAUCAUGGGGCCUGGGCGGCUUCUUA